UCAGUCUAAUUUCCGCCCCGCAUUAAAUCCAGGAAGUGACGUAACAGUUUUCAUGCCCCUCACGAGCAUGGCCGCUUACAGGAGCAUCGGGGUUGGAAGGAAUUUAGCUGUUCUUUUAACGAGAUCGCAUCCUGUGUGCAGUUACCAUGGAGCAGGGCUCAACAGACCCCCCCUUCACAAAGUGGGCAGAAGGCAGAUUCCACAGCAAACAACCACUAUGUUCAUCAGAAACAUGUUUAUUCAGACCCAAGACACUCCAAACCCAAACAGCCUGAAGUUUCUCCCUGGUCGCGUGGUGAUGGAAUCAGGGACUAUGGACUUCGCUGGACCAAGAGAGGCUUAUUGUUCACCUUUGGCAAGGCAGUUGUUCAGAAUUGACGGAGUCAAGAGUGUCUUUUUCGGCCCUGACUUCAUUACCAUUACUAAGGCCGAUGGUGAAACGGAGUGGAAGGUGAUCAAACCAGAUGUCUUCGCUACCAUUAUGGACUUCUUCACCUCUGGACUUCCUGUUGUCAAUGAGGCAGAUGCUCCACAUGCUGACACAGCCCCUUCGGAGGAUGAUGACGAGGUGGUGGCCAUGAUUAAAGAAUUACUGGACACACGCAUAAGGCCCACAGUGCAGGAGGACGGCGGUGACGUGUUGUAUCAGGGUUUUGAUGAUGGUAUUGUAAAGCUGAAGCUGCAGGGUUCCUGCACUAGCUGUCCCAGCUCCAUCAUCACGCUGAAGAGUGGCAUCCAGAACAUGCUGCAGUUCUAUGUUCCCGAGGUGGAAGGAGUUGAGCAGGUGAAAGAAGAGGAUGUGGAUGUUGAAAAGGGUGUCCUCUGAUGUCAUUCCUGUCUCCAUAAUAAAUUUCCCAGCACCCCCCUUUUCCCUUCAGUGUCCAAUCAUGUAGAAGGAGCUUUGAGUUUAGAAGAGACAGUUACACAGCUGUAAGGCAAAUGGACAAAUCUGUGUGUCAGCACACUCCUUUAAAGUGAUAGUUCACCCAGAAAUGAAAAUUGUCAUCAUUUACUCAACCUCAAGUUGUUCCACACCUGUAUGAGUUUCUUUCUUCUGUUGAACACAAAAGAAGAUAUUUUUGAAGAAUGUUGUUAAUCAAACAGUUGACGGUAGCCAUUGACUUACAUAGUAGGAAAACAAAUACUAUGGAUGUCAGUGGUUACCGUCAAUUGUGUAGUUACCAGCACUCUUCAAAAUAUCUUCUUUUGUGAUCAAUAUGAUUUUGUGAUGACAGUAACUCAGGUUUGGAACAACAUGAGGGUGAGCAAAUUAUGACAAAAUUGUUCAUUUUUGGGUGAACUAUCCCUUUAAACACUUAUAUUAGCUUCAGACAUCAAGUAUGCAGCAAAUGUUUUUACCCUACAUUUUUGGAUAGACAGUGUUUGGUCGGUGCUGUAACAGGUUUUGGGUUGGUCGCCCCGUAAUAUUUUAUAGAUUGUCACUCAAUGCACUGGUUAAAACAAAAAGCAGAAUGUCAUGUAUUGUGUAUAUAUGAACAAAUUACAUGCAAUAUAAUACACGUGUGGAUAUUGUUAUAAGAAAUCUACUGGUUUCAUGCUAAAUGGAUCCUCAAGAAUCCUCAUUUUAUUAUGGGUCAUUGGAAUUUAUUGCAGUUAUUUAAUAGAGAUUAAAUUUCAGAUAAGCUAAAUAAAUGAAAAAAUAAGAAAUAAGUUUCAUUCACCAUCAGCUGUAGUGCUCUUUUGUCAGUGGUGUUGUACUUGAUUAAAGAUGAAUUGCUUGUAUUGCUUAUUUGUAAUUCAGAUAAAAACAUCUGGUAAAUGAAUAAAUAUAAAUGUAAAUUAAUAUUAAAAAUUGUAAUAUUUUCAUAGAUUUACACAAGAAAAUGUUACAUGUAGAAACUAUUUUGUAAAUAUUAAAAAUAAAUAAAGAAAUAAAACAGGAAAUAUGAAUGAAUGUUAA
Ctenopharyngodon idella (grass carp) is the source of this 1921-nucleotide messenger RNA. It is a transcript of the gene nfu1, whose product is annotated as NFU1 iron-sulfur cluster scaffold homolog (S. cerevisiae). Gene Ontology annotation, molecular function: iron-sulfur cluster binding; iron ion binding. The record is from RefSeq and is a predicted model, not a curated record. Gene Ontology annotation, biological process: iron-sulfur cluster assembly. Gene Ontology annotation, cellular component: mitochondrion. Lineage: Eukaryota; Metazoa; Chordata; Actinopteri; Cypriniformes; Xenocyprididae. The coding region runs from base 53 to 826 and encodes 257 amino acids. The transcript has 8 exons.